AUGGCGAUGAUUAUACCCCGUUCUUUCCAGCGGACUCGUCGCUCCUCACUUUUCAGCACCAAGAGCCCGCAGCAUGGGUUGUUUCUCCCCCCCUGUAUCUUGCAACAGAAGCGCUGGAGCACAAAUCAACCCAACAGUGUUGGAGGUGGCAACGACUAUCAAUUUGGUCCCAGCACCGACCUGCAGCCCCAACCGAGCACACAGAAAUGGGGAUUGAUUGAGGAUAUGGCAGCACUGGGGGGUGACCAGACGGGAGGAACCCGCGGGGGUGGAACGCACCACGGAUCGCCCAGGGCCGACGAUGGCAAUAGAGGGAGCAGUCGAAGAGGAGGGGGGAAACCUCCUGGGGGAGAGGACGAUACGAAACACAAAUUAAAAGGGACUGCAUGGAAAAUGUUUGAAUCUGCAGCCACAACUGGAGCAUCUCUCGCGAUAUUAGGAUUAGCCGGAUACACUUAUCACAAGUACUACAAAAGACUCGUCUUACAGAAAAUCGAUAAUGCGUUCAACCAGGGGGAUCCGGCAUUGAACAUGGCUACAGCUUGCUAUAGCGAUAAUGAGGAGCCAUGGGUAAUGUUAGAGGCACAAGACAAGAUCGAUAGCAUUGUAAGCGGAGAGGAGCAAGGGCACUAUUAUCUACUUAUUGGAGAAAAGGGAACCGGAAAAACAUCGAUGCUACUUGCUGCGAUGCACAAAAUUAAAGGCGAAGCUUGUUCUAUGAUGGAGGCCCAUGCAGACCCUGAAAUCUUCCGAAUCCGACUUGGCAAAGCUCUUGAUUUUGAAUUUCAUGAAGAUUAUAUCGGCUCCCUGUUUUCUAUCCGUGGACCUCGGGAUACAACGGCCCUCCUUGACAUCGAACGCGCACUGAACAAACUCGAAAAGGUAGCACUAAUACGCAGAAAGGCGACCGGUAAACCUCUCAUCAUGAUUGUCAACAGCAUGCAUUUAUUACGCAAUGACGAUGAUGGGAAAGAUCUGCUGGAACUACUACAACAGAAAGCAGAAUCCUGGGCUGCUAGUGGAUUGGUUACUUUGAUUUUCAAUAGUGAUGAUUAUUGGGUUUACGAGCGUCUAAAGCAAUAUGGGUCAAGAAUGGAGCUCAUAUCUGUUAAGGAUCUCUCCAAGGAAAAGGCUAUCACGGCAUUGAAAAAUUACAGGGCAAAAUACAAACAUGAAAUGGCAAGCAUGGACGUUUUAGAACGGGUGUACGAAUUGGUGGGCGGAAGACUUGCCUUCUUGAACAAAGUCGCUCGGGAAGAGGAUAUGAUUGCCAAGUGCAAGGAAAUCUGCGAAAUUGAGAAGACUUGGUUAUUGAACAAAUGCGGCCUUCUUGGUUCUGAGAUGGAUGAUGACGUCAUGGACCAACAGAAGUUUGCAUCUUCUGCCAUGGUUCUCGUCAAGCACCUAGUAGACAUGGAGCAGGCGGAUGCUGGUGAAUACAACCGUUACAAUCCCGAGAUUGGCCACGAAUUGCCUGAGGUACCUUUAUACCGGGCCAGACAGAUCAUGACCCGGGCAGAAUUCAUUGAGGAGUUUGACCACAUCAACAUUUUUACCAUUGAUUCCAAGGCACGUGUUAGAGCUGAUUCUGUGCCCAUGCAGAAUGCUUUCCGGGAAGUUUGCGGGGAACCUGGCUUUGCUCAGUACUUGGAAGAUACUCUUGAGAGAAUUAGUGACAUUGAGAGCUUGGGCAGAACAAAGGAAUUGACCAUCAAGGAUCUUUGGCAUGGCGGGAAAUACAAUAUGACAGUUAAAAACUACAGGGGCAAUAUUGAAAAAUCCAUACAUUUCGAUGUUACUUGUGGCGAAAAGGUGAAAGGGGAAGAGGAAGAUGAUUCUUAAGAUUUGACACUUGUUGGAUGUCACCACUGCCUGCACGUACACCAUCAGUAGCAAGCCUACACCCCAUACCUACGGUCAUUCUAGAUGAGCCCGGGUGCGGACCCACGUCCAUCUGCUUUCUUAGUCAGAGAAGCCCGUUUUCUUGUGAUAUAUUUCCUUCUCCCGCCCUCUUGCUCUUUUUCUCCUCUUGCCUUUCCUUUCCUAUCAAUAUAUAUAUAUAUAUAUAUACCAUGCCGUCCUUGUUUUGUAGCACAGACUCGUGACCGGCGUUUUGUUUUCCCUUUAGUUGCCUUGAUUCGUUUCGGCAUUGCGAUAGAGAUGGUGGAUGUCCUGUUCAUAUAGAGGUCUGGGAAUCGGAUGUUGAGGGUUACAGAUAAAUAGGGUUGACGAAAUUCGGCGAUAAGUUAAUCAAUAGUCACGCUUGCUUGCUUGCUUGCUUGCUUGCUUGCUUGCUUGCUUGCUUGCUUGCUUGCUUGCUUGCUUGGCAAGUGGAGAAA
This is a messenger RNA of Tuber melanosporum (Perigord truffle), 2339 nucleotides long. RefSeq lists its product as uncharacterized. NCBI's taxonomy places the organism in Eukaryota, Fungi, Ascomycota, Pezizomycetes, Pezizales, Tuberaceae. The transcript has 10 exons. The record is from RefSeq and is a predicted model, not a curated record. Bases 1 to 1842 code for a protein of 613 amino acids.